Eptesicus fuscus (big brown bat) is the source of this 1943-nucleotide messenger RNA. It is a transcript of the gene INSYN2B, whose product is annotated as inhibitory synaptic factor family member 2B. Bases 1 to 1578 code for a protein of 525 amino acids. The record is from RefSeq and is a predicted model, not a curated record. Gene Ontology annotation, biological process: inhibitory postsynaptic potential. The transcript is spliced from 3 exons. NCBI's taxonomy places the organism in Eukaryota, Metazoa, Chordata, Mammalia, Chiroptera, Vespertilionidae. Gene Ontology annotation, cellular component: postsynaptic density.
AUGGCCCAGCAAAAUACGAAAAUGCGCCCGGUGCUGCUGAAGCGGAACAGCCUGGAGUCGGUGGCGUUCGCCAAGCAGCCGCACCACCGCCGCAGCAAGUCUCAGCAGGUGCGGUUCAAGGAAGAUGGGACCAGUAAGCCUCCGCCUGGCCUGGCCGGGGUGGACGUCCACGCGACCGAGGACCCGGCCGUGAUGGGCAAGACCCAAGCACCCAGACACCAUCCCCUCCCCGCCUACUCGCUCUCCUUCCCCCGGUCCCAGAAGGCAGGGGGCUUCCGGAACAUCGCGAUCCAAACCUCCCCCAGUCUCAGGAAGCAUUUCCCGAUCUUCAAAAGGAAGAGACUCACAGCCAGUAAGUCCCUGGUGGAAAUGCCAACAGCAUUCCCAAGUGCCAUCCAGGUCAACGGCAACCUCUCGGAACAGGACAUGGUGGCUUCUGACCUCGCCUGCUUACGGCUGGCGCAGCACCUUGAGGACGGGCCUCGCAGGGUCCAGGUGUCGCACCCGUUUCUCCCUCGAAUGCCCAAGGUGCAGAGCAACGGGCCGGUUAGCCUAUGCUUGGAAGCAGGAGCUGGGAGAGCCUCAGAGAGAGCAACCGCUGCCAUUCAGGUCCCAGAUGAUAUCUAUCACAGCCCGGCCUGGGCAGCUGGAGAGCCCGCAGAGAUAAGCAACUCCGUCCACCCCUUGGUGGACCUGUGUCCAGGUGAUGGGCGAAGAGUGCUGCCGUCGGAUUCAGAAAGACCCCCCUCCUGCUUGAACGCCACCAGCGGUGCCAACCCCAUGCCAGGCACAGGGAAACUUAAACCUGAAUUGCUUUUGCCCAAAGACAACUCUGGGGACCCAGACUUUGGCCCACUGUCAUCUCUGUCAAAGGAAGCGUGUGCUCCCUCGCCUCCACGGACUCACGGCUCCCCCUCGCCAGGCUCCCACGGACAGCCAGCCCAUCCAGGAGGGGCUUCGGACUGUCCGUCAUCGAGCAGCAAUCACCAGGACCUGCCGUCACUCAAACCGAACCACCCAUCCAAAGCUGGCCCUGCGUGUCAGGAGCGGACAGCAAGGAACCCCACCCAGUCGGACACCCUGGAGUUUCGAAACUGUCCAGGGAACGAUCACCUCCCGUCCUCUCGUCCAAGGAGGGAGAGCAAACUUCAGAGCAACAGGGAGAUGAGCCAGAUUCACCUGGCCCGGGGCGAACUCUGCGACCUCCAGGGCAGGCUGCAGUCCGUGGAGGAGUCCCUGCACUCGAACCAAGAGAAAAUUAAAGUCCUUCUGAAUGUAAUUCAAGACUUGGAGAAAGCUCGGGCUCUCACAGAAGGGCGCAACUUUUAUCGAACCGGCCAAGAUCUCAACAAUUGCAGUACCUGCCAGAACACGGCGUGCAUCAUAUACAGUGUAGAAUAUGAUUUUCGGCAGCAGGAAGGCAGGUUCCAUGAAGUUCUACAGAGUCUGGAGGAAGCAGAGCCGGUUGAGGAGCCAUGUCCCCCACCAAAGUCCACAGCAGAACCCCCUGUUCCUGAGAAACAGGACUUAAGGCGGAAAACCAAGAAGGUGAAGAAGAAAUGCUUCUGGUGGAUCUGAGCUUGUUGGGACCAUGCCCUCUGCCCUCCCCCAAAACCUCCCUGAGAUGGGGACCACUGCCCUCAGGUCUUCUCUACUUCUUAGCAAAGGCCCCAGACUGAGAGCCACUCAACCCGCGAAACCGGAAAGACUCCAGGGCUGGUGUAGCCGCUGCGGGACCCCUGACCGCCAGCCUCACCUGAGUGAGUGCCACUGUUUGCUGAGGGCUUCACGGACCCUAGAGUGACCACUUGCCUAGUUCCCCAUCACACACAACUAGGCCACAAUCCUGGUUUGCGAGUCUAGGUUCCCACCCUGAACAAAGCCCCCAUCGACUCUCCAACACCUCUAUGAUGCUAAGCACUUCCUUCUCAUCCUUGGUUUGU